Molecule: messenger RNA, 2059 nt
Organism: Trichoderma virens Gv29-8
Lineage: Eukaryota; Fungi; Ascomycota; Sordariomycetes; Hypocreales; Hypocreaceae
Exons: 2
Coding region: 275-1792 (505 amino acids)
Cellular component (GO): mitochondrion
Molecular function (GO): proline dehydrogenase activity; FAD binding
Source: RefSeq, a predicted model, not a curated record
CAAGAUAACUUCCCCAUCAUCAUCAUCCAACUUACGUAUCAUCCCCGUUAUCUAAUAUUCGGCUUCAAUCGCUUUUACAAGCCACACGGGUAGAUAGGCAGUGGACGCCACUUUUGUCUGUUUGUGUCGCGCUACCAAAGCAAGCAAGCCUCGUCUUACACAAAUCUCGUCUGAUCUGACCAAGAUCUUUAUACAACCAUCAGAAGCAUCCAUCCAUUGUAGUUCAUUAUUCACCUAUAGCACUACCCGUCUGUUUCUGCGUGCUCAGCCAAAGAUGCUUUCCGUCCCAGGUCGACAGGCAAUGCGCCUGCCCGGCCACCGGACUCCCCUUUCCUCGCCUCUCUAUCUCUCUCAUCUCCGAACCUCAUCAGCAUCAUGCUCUUCAUCACGACUUCUCGCCACACAAAGCUCCGUCAGCCUAAAUUCACGGCACCAGCGCCGCAGCAUACACUCCUCCGAGCGGCGAACCUCGACAGUGGCAGACCUGCCCGGUUCCAUGCCGCCUGUGCCACCGCAAAACAUGGACGCAAACCGUGCGCCUCUCUCAGUCCUGCCGCUCAGCAUGAUCCUCCGCUCGCUGGCAACGACAGUGGUCUCUUCUUCCCCCAUCCUGCUGCCGCCCUCACUGCGCAUCAUGGUGGCGCUGGCUCAUGCCAAGUCCCCCAUUCUCAACCCCGACAGGAAUCCCCUUUUGCGGUUCUUCUUGAAAAAGUCCUUUUACGCCCAGUUCUGCGCCGGUGAGAAUGCGGCCGAGGUGCGGCAAACAGUUGGCCGGUUGAAGAACAUUGGCUUCACCGGCGUCAUUCUGGGUUACGCCAAGGAGGUUGUCUUGGACAAGUCAGAUGCCAAGGACAUGACCAUGGCCAAUCUGGGCAAGGAAACGGCACGCGACAUCGAGAAGGAGAUCAACCCCUGGAGAGACGGCACCUUGGAGACUGUUCGAUUGGCUGAUCCUGGUGAUUUUGUUGCACUCAAAUUCACUGGUGCCGGUAGCCUAGCCCUCAAUCAGCUCAAGAACGGCCUUCCACCCUCUCAACAUCUGAGUGAAUCGAUUGACGCCAUCUGCCAGCUCGCUCGUGAUCGCGGCGUGCGCCUCCUCUUCGAUGCCGAACAGGACAUGCUGCAAGACGGCAUCGACGACUGGACCAUGCAAUUCGCUCGCAAGUACAACGACUCUCCGGACACCGCCACCAUCUAUGGUACGUACCAGGCAUACAAGAAGAACUGUCCUGCGGUGGUAUCACGGCACCUGGCCGACGCCCAGAGAGAGGGCUUCACCCUCGGCAUUAAGCUGGUGCGCGGUGCCUACCUGGGCUCAGAUCCGCGAGAGUGCUUCCACGAUACCAAGGAGGGUACAGAUGCGUGCUACAACAGCAUUGCAGCCAGUGUCUUGACUAGGCAAUGGUCCGCUGCUGUUCAGGGCCAGGGCGAAUUCCCCAAUGCUCACAUCGUGCUGGCAACUCACAACGUCGAAUCCGUACGCCGCGCCAGAGCCAUUUGCGACGCUGGCGGCGCCAAGUCGGACAUCGCAUUCGCCCAACUCCAGGGCAUGGCAGACGAGGUGAGCUGCGAGCUUGUCGAGGCCAGCCAGUCGGCCCAAAAGGACAAUGCCAACGCCCGCCCACUACCAGUUUACAAGUACCUUGUCUGGGGCACUACUGGAGAGUGCAUGAAGUAUCUCUUACGCCGCGCUCAGGAGAACAAGGAUGCCGUUCAGCGAACGAGAAACGGAAGAGAUGCUAUGUGGGCAGAGCUGGUCAGGCGGUGCAAGACCGUUGUUGGCAUGGCCUGAACAAACAAGUAAAGAGAUGAUGAGAUGAUGAGGUCAGAGGAAGAGAGCAGGGGAGAAACUGCGUUGGUUUACACCUAUGAAUGUGCUUAAAUAGCUGGCCAAGGCCUGUCUUUCGGAUACCUGCGACACUGCACGGUUUGGAGUUUUGCAAGUUUAGUUUUGAGAAAUUGAUGAUAGAAACGGUUCUUAGAGUAUCUAGCAUUGGAUGUGAAUAACUGGCGGGAGAUGACGGGAAAUUUACAGAGUAUUUGACUUACUGGUUCACCC